Messenger RNA from Zootermopsis nevadensis, 1681 nucleotides. RefSeq names its product myotrophin. Gene Ontology annotation, molecular function: ubiquitin-protein transferase activity; protein binding. The record is from RefSeq and is a predicted model, not a curated record. Gene Ontology annotation, cellular component: BRCA1-BARD1 complex; BRCA1-A complex. Gene Ontology annotation, biological process: protein K6-linked ubiquitination. NCBI's taxonomy places the organism in Eukaryota, Metazoa, Arthropoda, Insecta, Blattodea, Termopsidae.
UAUUGUUGGUGCUACUGUCGUUACGUUCGUAAUGGAUGACUGCAAAGUAGUGUGGUAGCAUAAUUACAGUACAAGUUUCAGUAGAAUAUUACAUAUUUGUAAUUGACAGUAUGAGCGAAUUGGUGUGGGGAAUUAAAAACGGCGACCUGGAUCAAGUCAAAGAUAUUGUUGAACAGAAGGAGAUAGAUGUCAAUAAGGAAAUUGAUGGUCGGCCGCCCCUUCAUUAUGCAGCAGAUUAUGGUCAAGCGGAUGUUAUCCAGUAUCUGCUGUCGAAAGGAGCUGAUGUGAAUGCUAAAGAUAAACAUGGAAUUAGUGCUCUGUUAGCAGCUAUUUGGGAAGGUCACACAGAUUGUGUGAAAUUACUUUUGGAACAAGGAGCAGUGAAGGAUGGCAGCGCACCAGAUGGAACAAGUUAUGUGGAUGCUGCAGAGAAAGAGGAAAUCAAGGAGCUUCUGAAAUAAAAUGAUAAUAUGACACACUAGCCAGUUUGGGCUUUGUUAAAAUUAUUAAGCUUUUUAUGAAUGGAUAAUUGAGCAUUUGUCAGGUGUUGGUUAUGAAUUGUGCCGCAUCAGUUCCAGAAACCACGUCUCAGAUGGUGAUAUCCAAGUUACUGUUGUUAUCUUUAAUUUCCUGCUUCUAAUCAGUUAAGUUGUAUAUCUUGUAUGAACACUACUUGUUUCACAAAUAUUCAUGUUAUGAAAAACUGCAAAGCUGUCACAACAGGGUAUGAUUGCCAGCAGAAGUGUGUUAAACUAAUUAUAUCCAAUCCUAGCUUUGCUGUUGGUUUCCAGGCUCAAAUCCAGUAUUAAAAUUAUAAUAUGGUGCAUGGAUUGUAACAUACUUAUUCCUUGUUCCACUGAAGCAUGGCAUAAUUUAUGAUUGUCUUAGAAAGAGUCUUGAAAGGCUGUAGUGUAAUUAAUCCAUCCAAAGCAGUGCUUAUAGCAUUAUCUCAUGAUGUAUUUUGUGUGAUCUGCAGAGUGGAGCUAACACACCUCUCAUGCAGUCUAUUGCAGGGCAACCAACAUACCCAGCUAGUCUGUUUCCUGUUUUGUGUGUUGGUUUAUGCUGCAUGGGUUCUUGUUAAGUUGUCAUAUGUAUUAUAUUGCAAGAGUGAGACACCCUCUCUCCUAAGGGGUGUUACAAGUUCUAUCCCAGUUAGGGAUUGUAUAAAGUAUAUGGAAGAAGUGUGUAGUGGUACUUAUUUUUUAAUGUGUCAUGCUUUCAUUAAGGAACAUCUGCAAAACCUGUUUCUUGUUGGCCUAAAAAUUUGGUGGAUCAAUGAAUUGAUCAAAAUAAGAGAUGGAUAAAGAGAAAACUAUUUUUUAAGUGUUUAAAUUAAUAUAUCUAGGCAAUAUUUAUCUUCCUAUAUAUCUGUCCAACUUUUGAUUCUCACAUAUAGAGGAGGAAGACUGUCCUUGAUAGAUGUAGUCUACCUGCUUUGUAUGAUAAUUCUUUUGAGCUCCAGCAUAAAGCUGUAAAUAUUUGUAAUUUGUUAAUGAAAUUUUUAAAAAGUGCUUGUUGCCACCUUUUAGAGUUGGUAUUGGAAUUUUGUGUAAUUGUUGACUUCUGCUAAUUCAAAAUAUGAAGAUGUAUUAUUUGUUAUAUGUUAAGUAACCUUAUCUAGAAUUUUAUAUAUAUAUUUUUCUUUUUAGUGUCAUUCAGAUGUCUGUAAUUAAAAAAA